Messenger RNA from Clunio marinus, 1829 nucleotides. NCBI's taxonomy places the organism in Eukaryota, Metazoa, Arthropoda, Insecta, Diptera, Chironomidae. The record is from the annotation of a GenBank genome assembly.
AAACGCAGCCUUAACUAUUUCACGCACAUAAUGCGCACUACUAUCUCUUUCUAAACGUCGUCAGUGUAUUUCUCUUCUCUAACAUUGCAAUUUAAUUCAUUUAGGAACUUCCUAUAUUAAGAUUUUCCUUAUAGAAAAGUUCUAUUUAUUUUGUUCAUUUCAAAAUGUGUUUUGACUUAGAUGAUGACUUAGGGGAUUGCCUUUGCAACCUGUUGAUGUGCGUUAGCUGUUGUUAUCUUUGCAAAAAGUGCUGCGGAUGUGAAGAUCAACCACGUCCACAAACGACUCAUCAAACAAUUUACGUACAACAACCACUUCCAGGUCAAAUGCAGCAGCAACCAAUGUAUGAUCCAAGCCAAGGACAGUUUCAACCACAUCCUGGGAAUUAUCCUCUACAACAACCCGUUUAUUACCCUCCUCAGCAAUCUGGCUAUCCACAACAACAAGGAUUUCCCCCACAACACCCUGGCUACGCACAACCAAUGGGAUAUCCUCAACAAUACGGAGCUCAAAUGAACCCAGAGUUUCAACAAAUGCCUCAACCACAGGGUUAUCCUCCUCGGAAAAUUAAGUUAAAAUCUUUCAACGAAACUUUAUAUCUAUCAAAAACGAUGUCCCAAACUUCAGCAUCAUCAUCAGUGCUGAAGCUCUACCAACUUGUCAUCGAAGACGUCGUAACAAAUGUACGAGAUGCGUUUUUGGAUGAAGGUGUAGAUGAAGCUGUGUUACAGGAAAUGAAACAAAUAUGGACUAAUCGAUUAAUGGCAAGUAAAGCUGUUGAAGUUACACCCGAACCACAAACACCUCAAUCUCAGCCUGUUAUAAUGGCUAAUAAUCCAAAGGCAAAUGGAACAAAAUCAAAGAAAUCGUUGUCAGGAGAACAAAAAAAUAAUGUGCCCUCAUCAUUGAAUGGUAACGCAAAAGGAUUUUCAGGUAUACCACCAUUGGCUCCAACCAUGUCGAAAGGCAAUUUACAAACAGCGAAAAAUCUUUUGCAACCUGCAAUAAAGUCUGAGCCUGGACAAGCAACAGCAUCUUCAUCACAAUCAUCACAAAAUGGUCCUCCAGCUUUACAAACCACACUCGAUCCUAAUAAAUUGAUUCCCAUUCAAAUCACCCUCCCACCACAAGCAAACGAAACUGAUAACCGGGUAUUGACCAUUAAAGUACCAGCUCGUGCGAUCCAAGAGAACCAGUUGCAGCAAGUUAUCACGGGAGAAAUCAUUACAUCAAUUAUGCCUCUUCAACCAAGCGUUGCCUCAGCAGUUUUACAACGUCAUGUGACAUCUGUGCUUGAAGCUAUGUCAACUAAGAGUAAUGCUAUCAAAGUUAGUAGACAAGUAGAUGGAACGGCAGGGGAUACAUCUGAUGAAGACGGAAGUGAUAUAAGCGAUGAUCACUUCGACGAUCUUGAUGAUGAUGAUCUAAACAAGGACGAAGAUGGAAGCGAUAUUAAUGAUAUUGAAGGAGGAGCUGAAGAAGAACCACUUAAUUCAGAGGACGACGUCACAGACGAAGAUGCUGCUGAUUUAUUCGAGACAGAUAACGUAGUAGUGUGUCAAUAUGAUAAGAUUAAUCGAUCUCGAAACAAAUGGAAGUUCUAUUUAAAAGAUGGUAUCAUGAGCUUGGGUGGUAAAGAUUACGUAUUUCAGAAGUCCAAUGGUGAUGCUGAAUGGUAAUGUCUAAUCAAGGCAUUGAAAUUUCUUUAUCAUCUCUUAAUAUGUUGUUUGAAAUAUGAAUAAACUAAAAGAUUAUCUUAAUGUUAAAAGCACAAAUCAUUCCGUUUUACAUUUAUUUUAUUUCCAUACAUUUUAAUAUCAUUUCAAUAU